AAGUGUUACUAAACCCACAACAAUAAAAUCAGUCUGUGUAUGCAGUAAAGCAUGCUUGUUAUACUCACUGUGGAACCUAAGGGGUUUAUCCUCUGCAUUGUGCAAAAAGGCCAUUUGGUCCGGUUUUCUCUGCCUCUCCUUGUUCAAAUGUCCACUUGAUCAGACAGACUGAACCCAUAGCCACAUGCACAUGCUCAGUUUAGUGUGUAUUGCUAGAGAGGGAGGGUUUUUUUUUUCUUGGGAGAGUACAUGUGAUCAGCACAGAGCCAAACAGCACUGUCCAGACAGAGGGUCAGGGGUUCUGCAUCCUCCUAGAGCAGAAAGAAAACUCUUUCUUCAAGCUUUAACCAGUGCUCUGUUGGACACUGAUAGAAGUCACAAGACUGCUCUAACUGCUGAUGAGAAAAGGUAUUUA
Molecule: messenger RNA, 415 nt
Organism: Staurois parvus
Lineage: Eukaryota; Metazoa; Chordata; Amphibia; Anura; Ranidae
Source: the annotation of a GenBank genome assembly